CCAAUAGCCGCGCUUUCUCUCCAGAGGCGAACCCUGAUUGGGUGAAAUGUCUUUUUCCUUUCCUCUCGGUUGAAGCCGCUGGGCACGGCUGGAGGAAAGCAUGUUCUCCUCUGCCUCUUGGUGACGCUCCGCAAAGGACACUUCGUUCGUAUUCCCUCUGGUCCGGAAUGGAGAAUAUGUGUGUGUUCGUGUUCAUAUAUUGGCCAGGUUUCCCUCAAGUCCUUGCGCUCCGUCUGGUUGACUUAAAGGUUUUUCUUGUUGCUGCUGUUCUUUCUGUCCACUCUCACCCUGCGAUUACUGGAGUGCAGAGGGGCACCUAGAUAAUUUUGGAGCCUGGACGUAAAGGCCUUUGGGCCUCACCCCACUGCAAGAAAAAAUGGCUUAAGUUAUGAGGAGCAGAAGUGGAAAAGCAGACAUGAAACCUCAAGAUGACGGCUGAGUCUUUUCCCCCUAUCUUUACAAUGGGACUUUUUGUAUCCGAAUAAGAAAAUCCAGACUGACUCUGUUUCUUUGGGAAAGGUCUCUUUCAAUAGUCUUCCACACUGCACCAUUUCAGAGCUUCCUUGGAGGCUGUGUGCCUUCCAGUCCAGUGACCAUCUCCUGUGUGUGUGUGUGUGUGUGUGUGAGAGAGAGAGAGAGAGAGAACUUGGAGCCCCUCCUGCAGUUGGCUAGCCCUCUAACCUCCACAGAUGGGAUGAUACUAUAGAGCUGUUAGGAGAGGCUGUGAGCCCAUUGUGGAAAAGCCCUUGCAAGCCUAUGCUUUGCCCAGCAGAUGGCAGCCUAGAUCCGAUUGCCAUUGCAAAGCCGGAUGUCGCUCACCAGCAGAAUUUCCGUCCUGAAGCAGACGAAGAGAGGAAGCUGCCGGGUGCACCAGGGGAAGAUGGAAGCAGUGAUCUGUAUAACCAGUGAGAAGUGAGGAUAAGCAUUUCAGCUUCCACUGAUGCAAUAAGGAAUUCCAGUGAAAGAGAUCCCUGAGGCAGUGGCUUGUCCAGGGAGCAUGCUCUGUAUCCAGCUGGAACAGGACACAAGGCAGCGCUGGCAGAAAGUGUUAUACAAGAGGCAGUCAUUUCCUGAUAACUAUGUAGACCAGAGCUUUCUAGAGAAGCUACGCAAGAAUGUCCACGCACGCAAGUACCAGUACCAGGCAGUGGUGUUUGAAUCUGGAGUAGUGAUACAGCAGCUGUGCAGCGUCUGUGUCUUUGUUGUCAUAUGGUGGUACAUGGAUGUGGGAUUGCUGGCACCCCACUGGUUAUUUGGGGCUGCCCUGAUCUCUUCCCUAAUUGGUUAUGUUCUCUUUGAUGCAGUUGACUCAGGAACAGGGAGAAACAAGAGUGGGCGGACACGGUGGGCAGAUCUGAAGAGUUCUGUGGUAUUUGUGACCUUCACCUAUGGCUUUUCCCCAGUGUUGAAGACCUUAACUGAAUCCAUCAGUACAGACACUAUUUAUGCUAUGUCUGCCCUCAUGCUCCUAGGACAUCUGAUCUUCUAUGACUAUGGGGCCAACGCUGCUAUUGUGUCCAGUACACUUUCUCUCAACAUGGCCAUCUUUGCCUCUGUCUGCUUGGCCUCACGCUUGCCUCGCUCCUUACAUGCUUUUGUCAUGGUGACAUUUGCUAUCCAGAUAUUUGCUCUUUGGCCUAUGCUGCAAAAGAAGCUUAAAGCUCAGACUCCCCACUGCUAUGUGGUAGUCACUUUACUUUUUGCAGUGUCUGCAUUGAUAGGUCUGCUGACUAUCUCCAGUGUUGGCACUGUUCUCUUUGCCCUCCUGCUGGUCUCUAUCUCGUGCCUGUGCCCUUACUGCCUCAUUCGGCUGCAGCUAUUCAAGGACAACAUUCAUGGGCCUUGGGAUGAAGCUGAAAUCAAAGAAGAUAUCUCCAAGUUUCUCUUGUAGACCUUUAAACCUACAGAAUGGACAGAUUCUGUAAGAAAGUAGCCACUUUUGGUGCCAACAUGAAAAUAUCUGUUCUGGAGAGAGAAAGUGAUCGAUCCUAUGAUCACAAAGGAACAGGGCAAAGGCUACAUACUCUUCCCUCAGAGUGGGAUUUGCUGAUUUGAACUUUCUGUACUUGAAUAUUUUGUUUAUUAAUAUUCUGGCUUCUACAGAGAUAGAUAUAGUUACAACAGAUAUAGUUGCAGUUGCCAUCCUAUGAACAAGAUUUAAGGCGGUAAUUUCAGCAUUUCUAAAGAGUGACUGGGAUCUAGAAAAAAGUUUAUUGUUAAAAAUGGAAGAUUAAAUAGUCCCUUUAAAAAGAAUUAAAUCACUUGGUUUUGAGUCAUUAUGCUGAGAAUAGUUUGCCUUGUGUUUACAGAACAAACUCUGGACUUCUUCCGUGGUUCUGGCCACUAACUCUCACUCUCAUUAUCUCUCAGCCUCAGUACCCCAUAGGUAAAAUGGUCAUGAUAUAGUGACUUAUCCCUACAGGAUUUUUAUGACAAUAGAAACAAUAAAAAGUUUAAACCAU
Molecule: messenger RNA, 2462 nt
Organism: Hemicordylus capensis (graceful crag lizard)
Lineage: Eukaryota; Metazoa; Chordata; Lepidosauria; Squamata; Cordylidae
Gene: PIGC
Product: phosphatidylinositol glycan anchor biosynthesis class C
Exons: 5
Coding region: 998-1891 (297 amino acids)
Biological process (GO): GPI anchor biosynthetic process
Cellular component (GO): membrane; glycosylphosphatidylinositol-N-acetylglucosaminyltransferase (GPI-GnT) complex
Source: RefSeq, a predicted model, not a curated record